AUGAGCAAGAUCCACAAGUUUUUCAAGGGCGGCGGCGGCGGCUACUCCAAGGGCAAAGGCAAGGGGGGGCCCACGCCCCAGGAGGCCUUGGCCCGCCUGCGGGAGACGGAGGAGAUGCUGACCAAGAAGCAGGAGUACCUGGAAGCCAGGAUCCAAAAGGAGCUGGCCGUGGCCAAGAAACACGGCACCAGAGACAAGCGGGCGGCACUGCAAGCACUGAAGAGAAAAAAGAGAUACGAGAAACAGUUGAGCCAAAUUGAUGGGACGCUUUCCACCAUUGAAUUCCAGCGCGAAGCACUUGAAAAUUCCUACACAAACACCGAAGUGUUCAAGAACAUGGGCUAUGCUGCCCAAGCAAUGAAAAAAGUACAUGAAAAUAUGGAUCUGGACAAAAUUGAUGACAUGAUGCAAGAUAUCACUGAGCAGCAAGAUAUUGCACAGGAGAUAACGGAAGCCCUUACGAGAAAAGUUGGCGAUGAUUUCGAUGAGGAUGAGCUGCUGGCAGAAUUGGAGGAACUGGAGCAAGAAGAGCUCAACAACAAAAUGAGAAAUGUCCGAUUACCAAGUGUACCGUCCAUGCCGCUGCCCUCGCAACCUGUAUCUUCAAGGAAGAGAGUGGAGGAUGACGACGACAUGAAGCAGCUGGCAGCCUGGGCAUCAUAACAGUAUUUCGCAGGUUUAC
Molecule: messenger RNA, 682 nt
Organism: Euleptes europaea (tarantolino)
Lineage: Eukaryota; Metazoa; Chordata; Lepidosauria; Squamata; Sphaerodactylidae
Gene: CHMP4C
Product: charged multivesicular body protein 4C
Exons: 5
Coding region: 1-663 (220 amino acids)
Biological process (GO): vesicle budding from membrane; late endosome to vacuole transport via multivesicular body sorting pathway
Cellular component (GO): multivesicular body; ESCRT III complex; cytoplasmic side of plasma membrane
Source: RefSeq, a predicted model, not a curated record